CUGCGGAAGAAUAUUGAUGGGAUUGUAAAGUUCUCUUAGAAAUCUUACCGUCAAUUACCAUUAAUUCAGACAAAACUGGUCAUAUUUCCAUUUUUCAUUUCCCGUUUGUUUUUUAUCAGUGAAGCCAGUGAGAAAUUUUUAAAACCGGGUAUCUAACCUACAAAUUGGAACAAACUCCAAAACCUGCAAAACGUUUCAUUACGCAAACUAUGGAGGAAUUUUGCCCUUUGUGCAUGAAACGAGGACUCAAAAAGAAAAUGAAAGCUAUUCAAAUUAAUCUAGAGGAAGCAGUUUGGAUGUGUGAGUCUGAAAAGUGUAUUUGGCCCAUGGAAUACAAAGAACUCGAGUACAUUCCUCGAAAAAUUGGUGAAAGUUGGUCCUGUUAUUGGCACAACUACAAGCCAAAAAGAUCAGAAGUGACAGAAUCUCAAUCUGGAUGGCAAUUCUUUGUUACUCCACCAUAUACCCCUAAAACAGUGGUAUCGCCUGCUGCUUCUUCGGACACAAGUACUCACAGUAGUAAUGGUAUUAGUCGUCUGUACAAUGCAUAUUCUAAGGAACCAGUAGAUUCAUGUUCUUCUAAAGAUACCACAACCUCUAACAGUACAACGGAUCAUAUCGAGGAUACAGAAAAAAAUAAUAUAUUAGUAUUAGAAAACAGUAUUAGCGAUUUGUUACCAACGCAGAAUGAUAAUGACCUUAUAGAUGUCAAUAAUACUGCAGAUUUAAAUCAAUUUACGUUAGAUAGGCCAGAAAUUAGUCCCUUGGAGUCAAAAAAGUUAGAAGCUGGUACGAGAGUAAAUGUUCAAAGAAAUUCAGAUUCGGGUAGGGUGAGUGCUGGCCCUAAAUCCCUCGAUACGGGAGUUCCCAUUAUCGUUAAGAUUGAGAAGGGAAACUUAGUUAGCAUAAAAAGUAUCAACAACAAUCGACAACUACCUCGAAAUGAAUCAGUUUUAAAACCUAAACCCCAAGUAGCUUACGAAAGGGUAAUAUCUAAUACGACUCUAACCAAACGAAUCUCAAGCGAAAAUCCGGUUCAAAAUUCUAGUCCUCAGACUCCAGGUUUAUUAAAUAAAAAAGAAAAUCUGCAGUCAAAUAAUUCUAUUAAACAUUAUGAUAAAAUCAGUGACUCAUCUUCUGUAGAAAUUAGAACGGUAAACAUCGAAGGUUUGCCACCCGUAAUGUUGAGGUACGAAGUGCCUACGUUUCUGCAAGAAACAAAUGGCGCAGAAAUAAAAGAAAGGUUUGGCGAAAAAUCAGAGCCAGAAUUAGUAGUUAGUAAAAAGAUUGAGGUGGAAAAAAGCAUUCCACCUCUUUCCAAAAAGACUCUUAUGGCAGGCAAAAUGUAUGAAAAGUUUAGUUUUAGUGAAUUGCGGAAAGCUAAGAAUAUGCAGAAAAAUAGUGCCGAUAAAGUUCAAGUUUCGAAUAGCAGCGAAAAUGCUUUAAAAGUUAAAAAAUCAGUUUUUGUCAUAAAAGAGGUAAAUUCCGAUUUCGAAGCAUAUAUAUCGAAACCCUCUUUGGAAGUCCCGCCCAGUUCCAUGGAACAAAUCCUUCCCGAGACUACCGAAUCAGUUAUUGAUACUUCUUAUAAUACCGAAAGUUUAGCAUUAACCAAUUCCAAAACUGUUGAUAGAAAUGCGUCUCUUGAUUCUGAUCAUUCCAAGGAUAAUGUUAUUAGUGAUUUGGAUUCGUUCCUAAACGACUAUAUUGAAGAAAAUGAGGUUAUAAACAUGAAUGAAAAUAUGUCUGGCCUUCCAAAUGUUGACGAUGACUGGUUGUCGUCGUUAUUAACUUAGAAUUUUUUUAUAUAGGUACUUCUUUCAAAUUUUCUAUUCAUCGUUAUUUAUUUUAAAAAAUAAAUGUACAAUUCGAUUUAUUAAGAAAACUAAAUUUUUUUCC
Molecule: messenger RNA, 1899 nt
Organism: Belonocnema kinseyi
Lineage: Eukaryota; Metazoa; Arthropoda; Insecta; Hymenoptera; Cynipidae
Exons: 2
Coding region: 210-1796 (528 amino acids)
Source: RefSeq, a predicted model, not a curated record